CUGCCUUCCUGAUCUUCAUUGCUGCUUCACAUAUUUUCUUAUGCAACCGAUGAGAUUCACCUUCAAAUGGCUUCACCAAUAGUUCGGUCUCCGUUUCCCAACAUACUUUUCAGCCAUUGAUUUUACGUAGUACUACAAUUUAGUACCACUUAUCAUCUAAAUUUAAAUUAUUUUCUGCAGAUUGCAUCAUGUUGGUAAGAUCCACUACAUAUUCUAGUAUCUGCAAUUUGUCUCUCAAACCUUGAACUCCCUGAUGGACAACAUAAAAUCAGCCACUGAUAUUGUGAAGGACGUUGGCCCUGCAGUUUGGAAAUCUGUCAAGUAUCAAUUUUGUCCCAGUGAGUUUGUGGAAAAAUUCGAAGCUAAGCAAAAUAAGCUGAAGCGCCAACUCCAAGAUGUUGAGGCAGAAUUAAACACACAACUUAACCGGCCAGCAAAGAAAGCAAGGAGCCAAGUCGACAAUUGGCUGGAGGAAGCGCGCAAAGAAACUGCUGUAAAGGUUGAAGAUCUGAUCUGUAAAGAAGGCUACUUCAAAAACAUUCGCUCAUCAAGAAAGCUCGAUAAAAAGACUCAAGCACUGAAUGGAGUAUGUAUGCAAGGAGAAAAUUACACUAAUGGUGGUCAGAGUUUGGUCAUAGAUGAUCACUCAAUCAAAGGAGUUUCACACCUCAUUGAAGAAUGCAGGGGUAGGGAUGAUAUACGAGAUCAAAUUCUGGAAUGGUUGAAGGGAGAUGAGGUUACAAGAAUUGCAGUUUCAGGAAUGGGCGGUGUGGGCAAGACAACAAUUAUGAAGCAAGUUCACAACCAACUCUUGAAAAAAAGGAUUGCAAGCAGCUUGGAAUUAAAACUGGAGCCCGAGGAUCAUGAGAAUGAAACCAAGCUUGCAGGAUUGAUUUCACAAAAGUUGAGGCAGGGCAACUUUGUGGUAAUUCUAGAUGAUGUGUGGCAGCAAUUUUGUCUAGAAGAGGUUGGAAUUCCUAUUCUAGAUGGAAAUAAUGGUUGCAAGUUAGUACUCACGACGCGGUUACAAGAUGUUGCUCGUGCAAUGGAGUGUGAGGUGAUCUUUGUGAAUCCUCUUCCAAAUAAUGAAGCAUCGGCAUUAUUUUUGGAGAAAGUUGGAAGUGAUGUGUUUUCAGAUGGCAAAAUUAAAAGAGAUAUUGAGCCAUUUUUUAAGCUAAUUUUGCAGAAAUGUGGUGGAGUACCCCUUGCUAUUGUGACAGUGGCAAAAUCAAUGAGAGGGAAACCACUUCCUCGUCAUUGGAAGUUGGCACUUUCUAAAUUUAGUAAAUUUGAAAGCAUUUUUGAUUGUUUGAAAUUCAGUUAUGAAAGCCUAGAACCACAAUGCCAAGAGUGUUUCCUAUAUUGCGCAUUGUAUCCUGAAGAUUAUGCAAUCCCAAAGGAGGAGUUAAUUGAGUAUUGGAUUGAGGAAGGGUUUAUAUAUAAAGAAGGGGAAACUAGGGAGGCAAUGAAUUGGGACGGUCAUGGGAUACUUGAUAAGCUGGUUGACAACUGCUUGUUGGAAUCGGUUAAAAAGGAAGAAGAAGAAGAUUGCGUCAGUAUGCAUGAUCUUCUCCGAGAAAUGGCGCUAGAAAUCAGUCCUCAAUUCUUGGUGAAAGCCGGCAUAGCCAAAAAGUUACCUGAGGAGCAUGAAUGGAAAGAAAAUCUUUUGAAGGUUUCCUUAAUGAGGAACUACAUAACAAAAAUUCCUUCAAGCAUGCCGCCUCCGAAGUGUCCUAUGCUUACAACCUUGCUGUUGUCCAAUAACAAUAUUUCAACAAUUCUAGAAGCAUUUUUUGAGCAUAUGCUUGGGCUCAAGAUUCUUGAUCUUUCAUGGAAUACAGGGCUACGUAGGCUGCCUAGUUCUGUUUCCAAAUUGGAGAAGCUUACUACACUAUUGCUGAAUAAUUGUCAUUCCUUAAGAGAGGUACCAUCUUUAUCCAACCUUGUAGGCUUGAAAAAGUUGGACCUUUCAGGGACAUCAAUUGAAGAACUACCCCAAGGCCUCAACAUAUUAACAAAUCUAAAAUAUCUUAGUCUUGGUGGAAGAUUAUCUGAAACACUUGAUGAACCGCUACAAAAUCUCUCCAAACUUCAGCAUUUAUCCGUAAUUGCCCAUCCCUAUGCUGAAACAGAAUUUAAAUGGGAGACAAUUGGAAUUUGGGGGAAGCUUCAAAACCUUGAGUUGCUGGAUCUUCAUUUUUUGCAUAACUUGAAUAUGGUGUUUGGGGAAGUAGGAGCAGUUGCUGAGUCAGCACCGCUACCAGUUGGCACAUUUUCCUCUCUUCAAUAUAUUAGUGUUAUUGGAUGUGAUAAAAUAAAGAUGUUAUUCUUAGUUAGGUGGUUGGGAUAUCUCCAGAAGCUACAGACUAUUUUUGUUAGUAAUUGUAAGCAAUUGAAGGAGAUAAUAGGGUUUGAAUCUGAAGAAGGAGAAAAAGUCACUCUACCCAAGUUAGAAAGCUUGUCAUUGUUCUAUUUGCCCCAAUUGAAGAGCAUCUACAGCGGUUCUUUGAUUUGUGAUUCCAUCAAGGAGAUUACAAUUAGGGCUUGCAAAAAUAUAGAGAGUGUUUUUUGGUCAGGGUUCAACCCACUUCCAAAUCUAGAAUAUUUGUACCUUUCUAGAUUAGAGAAUCUGAAAUGCGUGUUUGAUGAAGAAGGUCUUGGUUUAUCGCCACUUGUACCUCCCACAAGCUUUUUUUCUCUUAAAGAAAUUAGGGUUUUGAAUUGUGAUCAAUUAAAGAAGGUAUUCUCAUCUGGAUGGCUGCUCCGUUACUUCCAAUCUCUACAGACUAUUAAGGUUAAAGAGUGUCUGCAAAUGGAGGAGCUGAUAUCAUCAUUGGCACAUGAAGAAGAAAAAGUCACUCUACCCAAGUUAGAAAGGUUGAAAUUGAUUGAUUUGCCCCAAUUGAAGAGCAUCUACAGCAGUUCUUUGAUUUUUGAUUCCAUCAAGAAAAUUAAAAUUCAGAAUUGCUAUAAUAUAGAGCGUGUUUUUUGGUCAGGGUUCAACCCACUUCCAAACCUUGAAUAUCUAGAACUCUCCUAUUUAGAGAAUCUGAAAUGCGUGUUUGAUGAAGAAGGUCUUGGUUUAUCGCCACUUGUACCUCUCACAAGCUUUUUCUCUCUUAAAGAAAUUAGGGUUUUGGGGUGUGCGAGAUUAAAGAAGGUAUUCUCAUCUGGAUGGCUGCUCCGCUACUUCCAAUCUCUAGAGACUAUUAAGGUUUCAUAUUGUAAGGAAAUGGAGGAGUUGAUAUCGUCAUCGGCACAUGAAGAAGAAAAAGUCACUCUGCCAAAGUUACAAGGCUUGCAUUUGACAAGGUUCAACCCACUUCCAAAUCUUGAAUAUCUACACCUUUCUUGUUUAUGGAAUCUGAAAUCCCUAUUUGAUGAAGAAGGUCUUGGUUUAUCGCCACUUGUACCUCCCACAAGCUGUUUCUCUCUUAAAGAAAUUAGGGUUGUUGGGUGUGGUCAAUUAAAGAAGCUAUUCUCAUCUGGAUGGCUGCUCUGCUACUUCCAAUCUCUAGAGAUUCUGAAGGUUGAAGGGUGUUGGGAAAUGGAGGAGCUGAUAUCGUCAUCGGCACAUGAAGAAGAAAAAGUCACUCUACCCAAGUUACAAAGCUUGACAUUGAUACGUAUGUGGGCAUUGAAGAGCAUCUGCAAUCGCUCCAAUGUGUUGAUUUGUGAUUCCAUCCAGAGUCUAAGGAUUUCCACUUGUAAGAAGCUAAAGAGGAUUCCUCUGAAUUUUCCCUUGCUUGAUAAUGCCCAAUCAUCUCAUCCUCCUUCCCUCAAAGAAAUCGUGGUAUUCCCAAAAGAAUGGUGGGAAUCAUUGGAAUGAGACCAUCCCAAUGCAAAAGACAUCCUUUUCCGCUUUUGUAAAUUUCGGCCAUUGUGAGAGAACGCAUCAUGAAUCAAUUGGGAUUCGGCUUUGCAACCACAAGAAAGUUGGAGGAAAUCAUAUAUGCACUAGUUGCUGUUGCUAUUGGGUUUUCAAUUUAAUAUAAUCUUUGUUUUUCUUUUGCUCUGUGUGUUGUGUGUUUAACUAUGUCUAAUUCUAAGUGGAAAACUAGAAAUGCUUGUUUCUUUAUUAUCUGUGUAAUUUUGUCUUUGAAACUGUGUGCAAAAGAGACUUGAAACUGUAUUUACUUUUCUUGUGUAAUAUGUAUUUCAAUUGAUUGCAUUUGCAU
Rubroshorea leprosula is the source of this 4178-nucleotide messenger RNA. The record is from the annotation of a GenBank genome assembly. NCBI's taxonomy places the organism in Eukaryota, Viridiplantae, Streptophyta, Magnoliopsida, Malvales, Dipterocarpaceae.